AACAGAGACGUUCACUGACAAGGAGCUACGCUGAGGCAGUAAGACUCCGGAGAGUGGACAUGGAAAAGAGCUCGGAGGCUGGAACGAGUGGCGGUGAGUCGUCGGCGGGGCUUUCAGACUUCGAGAGGGGAAACUCCGAGGCAAAAAUACUCGGCACAGUGGACUUGGGAAGGAGCUUGGAGGCUGGAACGAGUGACGGUGAGCCAUCGGCAAUUGAUUACAAGGUCUUCUUGAGUUUCAGAGGGCUGGACACUCGCCAAGGAUUCAUAGAUUGCCUUUAUCGCAUGAUGCUAGAAGCAAACAUCCAUGUCUUCCUCGAUGAGGAAGAGCUCCAUGUCGGUAAAAGAAUAGGUGAUGAAUUGCCAACGGCCAUCGAAAAGUCGAAGAUCUACGUACCCGUCUUCUCUAAAGGUUAUGCUUCGAGUGCAUGGUGCCUUCGUGAGCUGGCGCACAUGGUGGAGUGCAUGAAAUCCAAACCAUCCGAAAAGGAGAUUAUGCCAAUUUUCUAUGACGUUGAGCCUCGCGAUGUUAAGCUUAAGUCUCAAUUGUACGUUGGCGCUUUGAAGGAGCAUGAGGAAAGGUUUGGCUGCCAGGAGAGGCGAAAGUGGGAGGAAGCACUGAAAAGUGUAGCCCAAAUCAAAGGAUGGGAGUUGAAAAAGCAAGGGUACUGGAGCUUUAUUGAAUCAGUGGUACGAGAGAUUUUGACGAAGCUGAAGAUAAAAGACAAACAUGUCACUAAGCAUUUAAUAGGAAUGGAUGAGCGAGUGGAAGCCAUUGUGAAGUUGUUGGACGUGGACUCAGGAGGCGUGCGCUUUGUACUACUCCAUGGAAUGGGCGGAAUCGGUAAAACGACUCUUGCUAGGGUUGUAUUCAACAAACUAAAUUCCCUCUUCAGUCAUUGCUGCUUCCUGGAAAAUGUCUGGGAAUCUUCGAGCAGCUUUAGCUUUGUAGCCUUACAGAAACAAAUAUUAUCUAACAUGUUUGGUUCGGGCUUUCACAACGGAAUCGAUGAUGGUGAUGGGGUCAAACUGAUUGCACAGCGACUUUCCAACAGGAAAGUCUUCAUGGUGCUCGACGACGUAAAUGAUAAGGAACAACUUGAGAAACUAGCUAUCAAGCACGUUUCCUUUGGCUCAGGAAGCAGAAUCAUCAUGACAACUAGGAACAGAAGCAUCUUAGAAGCCGAUUACACUUUUGAGUACCAAGUGAAUCCGUUGGAUCACGUUCAAUCGCUCAAGCUUUUCAGUAGACAUGCUUUCGGAAAAAUUGCUCCUCCAGACGAUUAUGUCAGUCUUUCGAGAGAAGUGGUUUAUACGACUGCAGGACUUCCCUUAGCUCUUGAAGUCAUAGGCUCAUUACUUUGUCGCCAAAACAAAGCUUUUUGGAUGGAUGUUCUGGACGAUCUGAGGGAAAUACCUCAUGAGAAGGUCCAGGACAAGCUGAAGAUUAGCUUCAAUGCCCUCAACCAUCGACAAUAACAGA
Eucalyptus grandis is the source of this 1482-nucleotide messenger RNA. Its product is annotated as TMV resistance protein N-like. The transcript is spliced from 2 exons. The record is from RefSeq and is a predicted model, not a curated record. The coding region runs from base 60 to 1478 and encodes 472 amino acids. NCBI's taxonomy places the organism in Eukaryota, Viridiplantae, Streptophyta, Magnoliopsida, Myrtales, Myrtaceae. Gene Ontology annotation, molecular function: ADP binding. Gene Ontology annotation, biological process: defense response; signal transduction.